Messenger RNA from Magnolia sinica, 1927 nucleotides. RefSeq lists its product as uncharacterized. The record is from RefSeq and is a predicted model, not a curated record. Bases 299 to 1447 code for a protein of 382 amino acids. The transcript has 15 exons. NCBI's taxonomy places the organism in Eukaryota, Viridiplantae, Streptophyta, Magnoliopsida, Magnoliales, Magnoliaceae.
UAAAAAAAUAUUUUCCAAAUUUCGGAGUAUAUAAAAUGGCGGAAGCGAAUGGAUCUCAUAUCAAGGUGACAGAGGUCUUGCCGUCCUUCUCCAGAACAUAUACACUCGUUCUCUCCGAAAUCGAGGACCAAAAGAUCACGACUCGUUGUGCUUGAGACACUUGAGCUAGUCUGAAAGAUCAGCACUCAAUAUCAAAGAACCCUACAGCUGCCAUAGAACCACUCAAGAGCUUGAGAGAACAUUCUAUUGCUUGAUUGAUGCACCACCAUAACUUCUGAGGUUUAGAGCCUACUCCAAGAUGGGGGGCAACCAUCGGAGUGGAUUUAAAAGGUCAAAUGUCAGCACAAGACUUAUUAUAAGUACUGUUUUGGGAGUUGUCAUUGGGUUCUUUGUUGGAAUUUCAUUUCCAAAUAUUUCUGAUGGCAAGAUUAGCUUACGUCCUGGCCUUUUGUACCCCAUCAAUGUUGCCACAGUUGAUGAUCAUAAGUCUGGUUCAGAUAAAAGUAAAUCUUUACAGACAGAUGGAUUGCGUGAUAGUUCAAAGAUACAUGUUGCAACGAAUCCACGUGGUGCUGAGUUAUUGCCUCCAGGGAUUGUUGUGUCAGAAACUGAUUUCUAUUUGCGUAGGUUAUGGGGUGAUCCCAAUGAGGAUUUGAAGCUUCGGCCAAAGUAUCUGGUCGCAUUCACCGUUGGGUUUGAUCAAAGGGAUAACAUAAAUACGGCGAUUAAAAAGUUUUCUGAGGACUUCACGAUUGUUCUCUUUCAUUAUGAUGGCCGGGUGAGUGAAUGGGAUCAAUUUGAGUGGUCAAAGCAUGUAAUUCAUGUCAGUGCAAGGAAGCAAACAAAGUGGUGGUAUGCGAAGCGAUUUUUGCACCCAGAUGUAGUAGCAGCUUAUGAUUACAUAUUUAUCUGGGAUGAAGAUCUAGGAGUUGAACACUUCAAUGCAGAAAAGUACCUUCAGUUGGUAAAGAAACAUGGCUUGGAGAUCUCACAACCUGGUUUAGAGCCAAAUAAAGGACUGACAUGGGAGAUGACGAAAAGGAGAGGUGACAGUGAAGUUCACAAGGAAACGGAGGAGAAAGAAGGUUGGUGUACUGACCCACAUUUGCCACCAUGUGCAGCCUUUGUGGAAAUUAUGGCACCUGUCUUUUCUCGAGAUGCUUGGCGUUGUGUAUGGCAUCUGAUUCAGAAUGAUUUGGUACAUGGAUGGGGAUUGGAUUUUGCACUAAGAAGAUGUGUCGAGCGUCCACAUGAGAAGAUCGGCGUGGUCGACUCGCAAUGGAUCAUACAUCAAGUUAUACCAUCUCUAGGGAAUCAGGGCCAAUCUGAGAGUGGGAAACCACCAUGGCAAGGGGUGAGAGAGAGGUGCAGAAGUGAGUGGGAGCUUUUCAAAGCUCGUCUUUCAGGUGCUGACCAGGCAUACUUCGCAGAAGUGGGUAGGGGGUAGCUUGGAGACUUUUUUGCCUAUAUUCUCUUCUUCUUCUGCUUCUUCUUCUUCUUCUUUUCUUUUCCCUUUACCUCCUUUCUGGUCUCUCUCAAGUUAGCAUAUUCAGGAAUUCCGUUUGUAUCUUUCCAUUCUUUUAAGUGAAAUUUUCUUCAUUACAUCAUAGCCGGGGCCCGCAAUUUCUUCAUGUGCCGGGGCCUGCAGUUGAUGUGAGGCAGGAAAUAUUCACUACUGUCCAUAAGCAAUACUCAGAGCAUGUGCAAUUUUUAAUCUUGCAGUUUUGUUAGUAUAGUUGAAUUUCCAUUUCAAUCAUAAUUGAGUCCAUCCCGAUCAAUGGUGUUUUAUAUGCCAAGGUGACAUUAGCUGGUAAGUAAAUUGAGGGAUUCUAUUCACUUAUCUUACAUGUGGCAGAGUGGAACCAAACAUCAAAUGAUUCAAAUGACAUGUGGGGCCAUGAUUGGUUUAUCCAAGCUGUUGAUCUGA